Molecule: messenger RNA, 4312 nt
Organism: Poecilia reticulata (guppy)
Lineage: Eukaryota; Metazoa; Chordata; Actinopteri; Cyprinodontiformes; Poeciliidae
Product: transcriptional coactivator YAP1-like
Biological process (GO): positive regulation of transcription by RNA polymerase II; hippo signaling
Cellular component (GO): nucleus; cytoplasm
Molecular function (GO): protein binding; transcription coactivator activity
Source: RefSeq, a predicted model, not a curated record
AUAUCUGUCUUGAGUGUGAAAUAUUUGCCCUGCGACUGCGGCAGCUUUAAACCCAACAACCCCGCCCCUGCGCACUAUCACAUGAAUCUGGACUGAACGCUGGAUGGGAAAAGUUUAGAGGUCUCGGUGAAAUCGCUCUUCCCCGGCCAGCUUGUUGCUGUGUGCGCCCUGCCUCGCCUUUUAAAGGGUUUUUACUCCACCGUCCGUGUCGGGGGAAACGGAGUCGGCUUGAGUGUUUUCCAGACUGGGACUUCUUUUUCUCCCUGCAGUAAUACACAGGGGAGGAGAAGGAGGAGGAGGAGGAGGAGUGGGGACGCUCUGGCUGCUUGAGCUACGUUUCGAUUCCAAACUUUGGGCGACAUGGACGCGCACCGCGGCGCGCCUCCGGCCGGGCAACAGGUCGUGCACGUCCGCGGGGACUCCAACACGGAGCUGGAGGCCCUCUUCAACGCCGUGAUGAACCCCGGCAAGGCGGCCAGGCAGACUCAGUCCGUGCCCAUGAGGAUGAGGAAGUUUCCGGACUCUUUCUUCAAGCCGCCGGAGCCCAGGGGCCACUCCAGACAAGCCAGUUCAGACGGAGGCGUGUGCAGCUCCCUCGCCCCUCAUCACGUCCGUGCUCAUUCCUCCCCGGCCUCCCUCCCAAUCAACUCAGUCAAUGCAGUGGCCACACCAAUCAUACCCGACGAUGUGCCACUCCCCGAGGAUUGGGAGAUGGCCAAGACGCCCACUGGCCAACGGUACUUCAUCAACCACGCGCAGAGGUCGACCACAUGGCAGGACCCCCGCCUGUCCCAGCUUCAGUCGGCUGCAGCCCAGCAUCAGAUCGCCUGCACCCCGAGCCACGCCCACUCCUUCAGCAACCCAGCCCCCACUACGCAACCAAAAAAUAUUAUUCCUGAGACAGGUCCACUGCCUAAAGGCUGGGAGCAGGCUGUGACUGCAGAAGGAGAGGUGUACUACAUUGAUCACAUAAAACAGGAAACCACAUGGGACGACCCGCGUCUAGCCCCGAAGGUGAACCCGGCCGUCCUCCCUUUGGCAAUCCAGCAAAGACUAGAAAAGCUCAGACUGAAGCACGCCGUCCUUCCACAAUUUGCCCCACAGGUGCAGGAGGCGGGAGGGAGCAACCAGAUGCCCGGCGGGAUGGACCAUGACAGAAGCGCACAGAUGCUUGUCCCUUCGGUGGAUAUCAGGAUCAGGACCCUAAACCAAGAAUCUAACCUUAACGGGGCUCACUCUCGCAACGAAAGCACUGACAGUGGUCUGAGCGUCAGCAGCUUAUCACGCACGUCGGACCACAUGUUGAGCUCUGUGGAUCACAUGGACAUUGGUGACUCAAGUGAGCCUCCCUCAAUGGGCCUGCAAGAGUCGAUGCCCGUGCUGCCGAUAAAUGAGGAGCUGAUGUCCGGCAUCCCCGACAGUUUGACUUCAGACAUGUUGAUGGAAAUGGACACAGUUCUCUCCGGGCCGCACAUGGACAGGGACAGCCUACUCACCUGGCUAUAGACGCAAGCAGCCGCCGUCCAUUUGAGUGUGGUUUGAAAUCGAGCUUUUGUAGCAUGACUGAGAAUUCUGGGAAAUUUGAUUCGGAUUUAAAAGUGGUACAGAACAGCUACUCAGAGAGAAUAUGCUACAGACAUAUGUGUUGGAUAUCUACUUACAGAAUUCACUUCCUGCCGUGUGAAAAAACAAAUGACUCUCACAAAAUCUGGAGGUUUUCUCUUUUUGAGUCUGGUUUUUGCAAAAUGCUCCUCUUCUUUUCAUCCUGGUCCUCCAUCCAAAGUCACACUUGGGAUUGCCUUAAGUAAGAGUCAAGUGUUCUUGAUUCAGUGGUUUGAACACAAAAACCUGGUAAACUAGCAUUAAUGUAACAUAAAGAUUUUAUUUAAUAAAAAAAUAAUAAACAUUAAAAAAAAAAGGUUUAAAGGUUUAAAUUAGCCAAGUGACUUGUGAAAGUUAAAAGCAGCAUCUCAUGCUACUACGUCUGAGCAAUUUGUGAUUUUAUUACAUGUACUCAGAAUUGCAUUUUAACAAGUGAGCAAAGAAUCAAAGGAUUUUUUAGGUAAAAACUACGGUAGUUUCGAAAUCUCAGGGCAUCUCUUAUUAAAACGGAGGGAAUGGCGCCCUCUUGUGGUGAGUCAGAAAAUAGCAAUAUUUCCUCCCAAAACUUGCAUCAGUUGAGCAAGUUUAAAAAUAAGUACAAGAUUCUUAGGAUUUGUCUGCCUGAAUGAACAAAUCCAGCCGAUUCUAAAGAAUAUUGCCAAUAUAUUAGUUUUGAACAUUAAAUAUGUAUUUUUAAAACUUUGAGACUUCAAUAUAUAAGCAAAUGAGCACGUGAUCAGGGUGAAGUCCAACAUAAUGCAGGAUUUCAUUCAUCAGUUUCUUGUUUUGUGUUUGUUUUUGAUUCUUAGCUUUUCUUUUCUCAAUAAUGAUUAAAAAAACCUUUUAAAAAAAACUUUUUCAAAUCAUAUCGAUAUUGGCCACCAAUAUUUGGGUAAUUUUAAAACACUUUUAGUAUUUUUUUUGUUUGUUUGUUUGUUUGUUUAUUCAAAUAUUUUUAUAGCAGACUUCUAUUCCAUGCCAGCACUGAACAUGAGCUUCACAGGUUCAGUAUUUAUUUUGGAUUCUAAUUAACUCCACUGUGCUGAUAGUUGUUUCAUUUUCACUCUGACAAACUCUUGUUUUGGAAAAAGUCCUCUCUAGUUGCCAUCUGACCUGGGAAAUGUACGAGGAAUAAUAUUUGCAGCCUAAGAUUUUUGCAAUGAUUAUUAUUCAGUAACACUUUUAUUGCAAUGCUGGAUUGAAACAUUCCUAGUAUUCCCCAUUGUUAGUUUAAGCUGCAUCCAUUCAACGGGUCAAUAUGAAACACACUCAAAUAGAGACAGCCUCUUUUUUUCAUCUCAUCAGCUUUAAAGUGUAUAAAAUUCUCACUUUCUCCUUGACUUCCAACAUUUUAGAUGCUACUUUUUCAUUUAUUUCUGAAAAUCUGUUCCAUAUACUAUUUCUUGAUCCAGUAUUUCUUUUUGAUUCUGCUUUUCACUCAAAAGUCAAAGCAGUGAAUGUUGUUGGUGUCAAAGCAUCAGAAAGUGAGAUUCAAGUGUUUUGUGGAAAGAAAUGUCUAACUUCAAAUCCCAAACCUUCUUAGCUUUGUUUUUGUUUUGUUUUUAGAUUUAGCUUUCUAAAUAUUGCAUCGAUUGUUUGUGUGAUUCUUAUUCAUGUAAAUACAUUUAGAAUUAAAGGACCCUUUUGAAGUGUUUUUUUAAACAUUAAGUUGAUGCCAUACAUUUUUGUAAUACCAUCAGAUUUUCAUUUUUAAAGAAUGCUUUAUCCCAUGAUUGGUUUCGAGGUUUAAAAUAGUCAUAUAAGCUUAUAGUGGAGAUAAAAUUAUGCCAUUAAGAUCAAACAGUUUGUUCGAUCUUCCAGGUGACUGCAGUGGUUAAUUUUAUGAAUUUUUUUCCUUUUUUCUUUAUUCUAGACAUGAAAUCAAUUUUGAUGUCCCUCCAUACUGUAUGUUUUUACUACUCAGCCAAUAUCAAUACAAAACACUUAGCUUCCCAGAUGUAACUAAGAUUGCUAAACAUAGUUUUUUAUUAUUAUUAUUAUUAUUAUUAUUAUUAUUAUUAUUAUUAUUAUUAUUAUUAUUAUUAUUAUUAUUAUUUAUUAUUAUUAUUAUUAUUAUUAUUAUUAUUAAUAAACACCUUAAAGAAGUUGGGAUUCCUGGUAAAGGUGACAUACAAUUUGAAAUGCUGCAUUUUUAGAAUAUUUUAUUCAAACUGCAAACAUCAGGUCCAAGCAUCGGUAAAUGAGGAAGUUUUUUUUUUUACUAUUUCCCUUGUCAAGUCAAGCCAUGUGGAAAUUAUAUCUGUUUUUAUCUGCUUGGUUGUUUCUGCAGUGUGUUUAGAGUUGAUCUGAGUAUUAAGCUAUCAAUGACCAGAUAAGAUCAUUGGUUCUUUACUGACUUCCUUGUUUAAUGUUUAUGCAGUGCUAUAACUGAAGACUUCAUUCUGAAAAUCCCACAUAAGCAGCCGGUCUUGUUUUAGUAGCUCUCAUUUAAAGUGCCGAACAGCUUAACAAGUGAUUUAUUGCACAUCAUCAAACACACUACCAAGUCUAUUAUUUAUCUUGGCAUGCAUGACACUUGCUAUGUUCUGUAUGUUGCAUAUAAUAACAUUUAUUGUACUAUUUACAAAGAGUUUUGAUUUGAGGUUUGUUUUUUUUGUUGUUUUUUUUUUUACUUGUUUAUGCAUGAUUAAUAUAAUUAUAAUCAAAUUAAAGAAGUUUCUGUUUAAUAAACUUUGAAAUUACACCUGGA